AUGGCUACCUCUCCCCUUGUGCUUGUCCCGACGUUUGUCGGUCUCAGCUUAUUAGGUGCUUAUGCAGGACCGGUGACCUUGGGCUUGAAUGGCUUUGGGGAUGCCAACUGGAUCUACAUUCUCACACCCGCCGACCCGGCGCAAGUCGGACUCCCAGGAGCCCCGAAACCUUUUACCAAGGACUAUACCGGUGUUGAGGCUGUAGACGGCAUACUCGCUGCACUAGUUGUUUACUUUUCCGCCCUCAUUGAUGGUGAUAUUGAGCCACGGUUCAAGCUCUAUGGAUACUGUGCUUUUUGGCAGUUGGGCGCGUUGGUGGUGAUACUCGUACUCGAGGGAUUGAGGGGAGGAAAUCGUGGAAGGAUCGCUAGCUGGUAA
Messenger RNA from Pestalotiopsis fici W106-1, 378 nucleotides. RefSeq lists its product as uncharacterized. Bases 1 to 378 code for a protein of 125 amino acids. The transcript is spliced from 2 exons. The record is from RefSeq and is a predicted model, not a curated record. Lineage: Eukaryota; Fungi; Ascomycota; Sordariomycetes; Amphisphaeriales; Sporocadaceae.